Numida meleagris (helmeted guineafowl) is the source of this 6797-nucleotide messenger RNA. RefSeq names its product connector enhancer of kinase suppressor of ras 2-like. Gene Ontology annotation, biological process: regulation of signal transduction. Lineage: Eukaryota; Metazoa; Chordata; Aves; Galliformes; Numididae. The record is from RefSeq and is a predicted model, not a curated record. Gene Ontology annotation, molecular function: protein binding. Gene Ontology annotation, cellular component: cytoplasm; membrane. The transcript has 24 exons.
UGUAAAAUCCUACAGCUCUCUUAUCCCAGCCAUGCUCUGAUACAUUUUUUUCUCUCCUUUUUCUGAUUUUUGUGUGAAUGAUAAGUGAUCUGAUGAUGGCUCUCGUUAUGGAACCUAUUAGCAAGUGGAUGCCCAAGCAAGUAGUGGAUUGGAUGAAAGGCCUUGAUGAUUGCCUCCAACAAUACAUAAAAAAUUUUGAAAGAGAAAAGAUCAAUGGUGAGCAGCUGCUACACAUCACUCAUCAAGAGCUUGAGGAACUGGGAGUCACUCGCAUUGGCCACCAAGAACUGAUACUGGAAGCAGUUGAUCUGCUAUGUGCAUUGAACUAUGGUUUGGAGACCGAAAACCUGAGAACUCUCUCUCACAAGCUGAAUGCCUCGGCCAAAAAUCUUCAGAACUUUAUAACGGGUAGAAGGAGGAGUGGCCAUUAUGAUGGCAGGGCCUCCAGACGACUGCCAAAUGAUUUUCUUACCUCUGUAGUUGACCUGAUUGGUGCUGCUAAGAACUUAUUAGCCUGGCUGGACAGAUAUCCUUAAUGUCACGUAAAUCUAUUCUUCCUUUCUCAUAGGUCUCCAUUUGUCAGUGUGACAGAAUACUCACUGCUAAAAAACAACAUUGUUCAACUGUGCCUGGAACUAACAACCAUUGUACAACAGGAUUGUACAGUGUAUGAAACAGAAAACAAAAUUCUUCAUGUGUGUAAGACUUUGUCUGGAAUUUGUGACCACAUCAUUUCACUCUCAUCUGAUUCUCUGGUGUCACAGUCAGCACACCUAGAGGUAGUUCAUCUCACCAGCAUCAUGCCCAGUGAAGGUUUGGGAAUGUAUAUCAAAUCAACAUAUGACGGGCUGCAUGUAAUCACAGGAACAACUGAAAAUUCUCCUGCUGACCAGUGUAAGAAAAUCCAUGCUGGUGAUGAGGUGAUUCAAGUCAAUCAUCAAACUGUGGUUGGCUGGCAGUUAAAGAACCUGGUAAAUGCAUUGCGAGAAGACCCAAAUGGCGUGAUUUUAACCUUGAAAAAACGUCCUCAGAAUACCCUGGUUUCUGCUCCUGCCCUUUUGAAGAAUGUCAGGUGGAAGCCUCUUGCACUUCAGCCUGUAAUUCCAGCAAGCCCAACGAGCAGUUCCACAACGCCAACGAGUACAAUGGGCAUGUCCUCCAAAAUGGAAAACUCAGCACUCCAGGAUGUUUACAUUCUUUCUCCUAUGUCAGGACUUUAUGGUCCCAGGGAUGAAAUUGGCAUGAUGUCUUGUGAUGACAUCAGCAAGUUUGGAAAGACUGGAAUGAAAGGCUCUGAAUCUCCAAGUUAUUUUCUUGAGCAUGAAAGUGGUAAAUACUACACGUUAAUUGAAGGUGAAGGCCAUCCUGUGAGCUCUGAUUAUGAGAGAAGCAGAGCUACAGGCGUGCGGAGAAGAGAAAAAACACCCACUCACGGUGAUUUAAGACCUGUUUCGAUGCCUACUGACUAUAGCUGGAUAGGGGAAUCAAAAGAACAAAACAUGUACAAGAGAGGGAGCCGUGCAUCUGAAAGAUGGAUAACGUUCUUUCCCUACUUUCUUGGUACGCUGAGAAAUCACUAUGAGGAUGAUUACGAGGAACCUAAAUCAGAGAAGCUAAUACGAGUUUUUCUAGGUUCUAAUCAUUUUAUAUUACUUCUAGUUUGUAAUUCUAUCCAUUACUGCCAGAACCCCCUUAAUCAGGGGUUUAAGAAAGUCAACAGUAUAGAUUGUAACUAUUCCAGAUACCGAAGACUAAGUGAAAGAUAUGCUAGUUCUGCCAUUGACCGUCAAGGAAGUACAUCCAUGAGGAAGUCAUUCCAUUACGCUUCUCUCAGGGUAAGAUCCAGAAAAUGGUCAAAAGGGAGCUCUCUGACAAGUGGGAGCAGAAGACGAAUUUCCUGCAAAGACUUGGGGCACGGGGAUUGUGAAGGCUGGCUGUGGAAAAAAAAGGAUGCCAAAGGUUACUUCACACAGAAGUGGAAAAAGUACUGGUUUAUUUUGAAGGAUUCUUCCUUGUACUGGUACACAAACCAGAAUGAUGAAAAAGCAGAAGGAUUCAUUAGCUUACCUGAGUUCAGGAUAGAUAGAGCAACUGAAUGCAGAAAAAAACAUGCCUUCAAAGCAUGUCACCCCAAAAUAAAGAGUUUCUACUUUGCAACAGACUGCCUUGAAGAAAUGAAUAGAUGGAUGAAUCGUCUGGGUCUCGCAGCAAUUGGUUACACACCCGAUGACAAGGAUAUUCAUCCUGAUGAAGCAGACUACUGGAGUGAAAGUGACCAGGAUGAUGUUGAUGGCUCUUUAACCCUGAAGCAGGAAGGCUCCUCAACACUGUGUGACACCUAUCACCGAACACCCUCAGUGACUUCGUCAAGUCCAUUCCCUGAAGCCAAACAUGGACGACACUUUUCAAGUGAAUCAACAUAUUCUCAUUCUUCUGCUGAAGAUUCUCGACAAGAUGUAGCAGGAAGCACACAUUCAUCAGGAUGCAGACCUCCCUACCGAGAAAGACGCUCAUGGCAGGAUCUGAUAGAGACUCCAUUAACCAGUUCAGGGCUCCAUUUUCUCCAGACUGUUCCUCCUGAUCCAGAAUACGUGAGUGGUCAGCCUGGAAUGUCACCAGAAAGACGAAGACAAGCAACAUUGCCAGUACAAAGACGUCAUAAUUAUGAACAGGAUGGGCCUUUCCCUUUAGUGGAAUGUCAGAGAGGACAUAGCUCUCAUAGCAGGCCACAGAAGCAACGUAGUCAAAGCCUUCCACGAAAUAGAGAUGUCAGGGGUAAGGGCCGUGUGAAGUCCAUAGAAGGAACAGAGGACAACCUGGAAGAGAAAACUCCUAUUAGAAGGCAUAAUAGUUUUUGUGCAGAAGAAAGCAUAAAAGAAACUGGAGAAAAUUUAGAUGGCCUGCAAGAGCUGUAUAAGUCUCUGGAACAAGCUAGUUUGUCAGCUUUUGGAGAGCAGCGCCCUUCUACCAAGCAGGAGUUCCGCAAGUCUUUUGUAAAGCGAUGUAAUGAUCCAGUUAUCAAUGAAAAGCUUCACCACAUCAGAGUACUCAAGAGCACUUUAAAAGCAAAGGAAGGGGACCUCACAGUUAUCAACAGCCUUCUGGAUGAUCCCAACUUAACAUCAAAGAAGUUUAAAGAUUGGAAACUAAAGAACUAUGAGUUUUUCCUGGACAUUUGUGAGUACAGUGCUGCUCUGAAAUCUCAAAAUGGAGCCUCUGAACUUGCAACCUCAGCACCAAUGCUGACCCAUACACAUUCAUUCAUUGAAACUCAUGUCUGACAGGACUCGUAGCAUGAAUAAUUGCUGGGUGCCAUGAAAAAUCAGUACGACAAACACUGUAAUAUUUAUAAAUAAUGUGCUCAGCAGUACUGUAAAUAAGUUGGAUAAGAGAAUAGUGCCACAGGAUGCCUACUACAUUGCAUGAUAAGACAAUAAUAUUCUUUAUUAUUUUUUUUGUUUGCUAUUAUCAACUGAUGUCCGUAUCAAGCUCUGCAUUAGAAAGAAGCAGUGCAGAAGUGUAACUGAAAACAAACACCAGUAUAUUUAAAGUACUGUACUAAAACCAAGCUUCUAGUAUGAGCUCCUGCAACCAUUUUAUAUAUUUAGGUAUAUUUAAAUAUAUCUAUGUAUAUAAAAUGUAACACGAUAGUUUAUAUUUACUUUUUAACUGCUCUACAGUUCACAUUUUCAUGUUUUUCUUGAGAAAAAUAUAAAAUGAAAACAUAAAGACAUUGGACACUCUUAGAGAUGAACGAUUAUUUUUGCUACAUUUCCAAGUAGUGACCAUCCUUGCAAAUAAAAGGACAGAUUUAUCAAAAUAUAAACUCAAUCCCUAUAGUGUGCCUUAACAUGUACACUGUACAUCUAGCAAAUAGAUCCCAAUCUGGCCCUAUGGGCAUACAGUAUAUGCCAUUUAGAUACUGUGUUUGUAAAAUACUGUGCCUGCCUUUAAAAUGAAUGAAUAUAAGUGUGUAGGUGUGGCACAGAAGUUAAGAUAUGAGUAGAACAAUGUUGGUUGUUCACUAAUGCUGCAACUUACGCUGCUUUUAACAUAAUUUGAAAUAUUUCAUGGUGAAAGAAAAACAUCUGCACUGAAUAUGGCACAUUCUGCAGGUUUUCAUAGUUUCUUCACUGUGAAUUUAAGUGACACAUGCCUGUGUGUCACAUAAUUCAAAAAAGCUCUGAUGCUUUAAGGAUAAGCAUUAAAUAAUGAAAAAAAAAAAACCUGAACUAAUCAAUUAAAUUCUGUAAUAGACUGACAUCUAAAGCUGAGUAAAUUAUUCAAAAUUAUAAUAAUGUCUGGCAAUAAUUUUUAACUGUUAGUAGUACAUCAGCAAGUGGGUGAAGUUAUUCAUUACAUCACUAGAAAACCAAUCUGUACUGAUUGGUUUUGAAAAGACACACAGGUUACAUCAUGUAUUUCACUUCCUUGCCUGGAUGAGAAUGAAUUAGAUUUUGGAGAAAAUACUUGCAUUCUUGGAAAAAAAAGGAUUGCUCUGAAUGUUACUGAACAUGUUUCCAACACACAUUCACAGUUUUCUUUGACUAUUCUUACUAGAAUAUUUCAAGAAAGCAGGACAAAGGAAGUGUGAAUUCAGUUGAGAUCAUUUUACUUAAACACAGAUAUUCGCUGAUAUUUUUCCACUAUAUAAACCUAAUUGUCUCUCAUAUACCAAGAACUGUAAAAUUCAUACUAUUCAAUAUAAUAUGGGGAAAAAUGUUAUCUCAAAGAGGUCCUAGUACCCAGAAAGAGAUUUACGUAUUCACAAAGCCAGAACUGGGUAGAGGUAUUCUGUUUGUUUAGGACAGUGUCCACCAAGGAGCUGUGGCAAAUUAACAGGACACAGGGAGAAAAACUCGUGGGUCAAAAUAAAGACAGAGAUCACUUAGCAAUUACCAUCAUAGACUGAGCUUAUGGAAAACUACUUAAAUUAAUUGUUCAUUAAAAAUAGAGGAAGAUAAUGAGCAACAAAGACAAAACUAAAACCACCUACCCCUACACUGCCCCCCAUCUACCCAGGCUCAACUUCACUCCUUUCCUGCCUCUUCUGUCUCCCCCCACUCCUUUCCUUGGGAUGCAGUCCUUCAGGAGCAUGCUGUUCCUGCUUGCGUCCCCCUGGGCUCCUCUGUGGGCUGCCUGCAGGCUGCAGUCUCCAUCAGGGCACAUCCACCCGCUGCUCCCAGUGCUCCUCCACAGGCUGCAGAGGAAUCUUUGCUCUGGUGCCUGAGAACAUCCCCCCGCUCUUCCUCCUCUGGUCUUGGUACCUGCAGAUUUGCCUCUUUGAUUUUUCUCACUCUCUCGUAAGUGAUGCAUGGUAUUUUUUAUCCUGUCUUAAAUAUGUUACCUGCUUUGCUGAUGGUUCAGCUUUGGCCAGUGGCAGGGCCAUUUCUGAGGUGGCCAGAAAGGGUUGUGUCCGACUUGAGGACAGCCCCUUGCUCUGUUCUCACGAAGCCACUCUUGCAGCCUCUCUGCUACCAAAACCUUGUCCUGUCAACCCAAUACAGCCCUGAAAAAACACAACUCAGAUUUGAUUUUUAUUCUCAUUUGCACUAGCAUUUAUUUGAACCACAGUGGGUACGGUGAUUAAACAAAUAGUCUAUAAUAGUAUGAGAUGUUAUUAGUAGGGAUCUGUUACUUGACAGCUGUUCUCAUCUCAGAAGCAGAGUCACAACAUCAUUGCAGCAAAUACAUUUGGAUAGAACAUACAACAUGAAGGCAUAUUUGACAUGCUUUAGCAAAUUAACUAUAGACCUAAGAGUCACUGAAGACAAUGGCUCCUUAAAUGCAUACAGCAGGGUGGAGCAGGAUCACGUCGUACAUACCUUACUGAAUAUUAAGCAUACACUGAAGGGUCUAACACCUGAGGUCAUAAAAAACAUACAGGAAAUAGAGAACAACAAUUUGUCAUAAAAAUUGGAGUUGCGGUAUUUAUGCAAAAUGUAAAACAGUUUAAACGUAUUUACUAUGUGAACACUAUAGUUACUGAACAACGGAAUAGCAAAAGCAUUAAUAGAGGGAAUUUGCCUAACUUUUUUCAUAGCAGAUCUCUGAAAGAUAUAUUUCACUAUUUUUAAUGCCAUCCUUCGUAUAAAAUGGAAUAAAUAUUAAGCAGUGAUGCAAAGAAAUGCCUAAAUUAUACAAAUCAUUUAUAAACCAAUUCAUACUUUAUGUGUAAGCAGUGAUAGAUGGUCACCAAAUUAAGUGCAUCAAAUUUUCUAUAUUCAUAAGCAAAUAUAAAGUUUGUAAGAUUUAAGUAAUAUUGCUUGUAUUUUAUAGCAAGCAAAAUCUACUUUUAAAUUAAGCAACACGAACAUUUUGCUCUUUCACAAAGGCUAGCUGGCAAGAAUUUUUACAUACUUUUUGCAUGUAUACUCAACUCCAUACUGAAGUCCUUCCUUCCCCAUGACUAGUUUUUCCUUUCUGCAUCUAGGCACUAAUCCAGCUAACCUGCAGAAAUUAAUGCACAAAGUCACCAUAGAGCAAUUGUUUGGAAUUUCAUGAUCUUUGAAAUAACUUGAAUGAAAGAGCAAUAAAGAUAUUGUAUUUAAAAUUCAUGUACCAAAUCAAAAUAAGUCAAAUUCUCCUGGACCAAUAAGUACUCUAACUCUGUACAACGCAGCUGAACUAUUAAGGUAGCCUUGAUGACAUAUUGUUUUUAAAUUAGGAAAAAAAUAAUGUUUGCUGUUGAGUUCUUCAAGGGAAAUAAUCAGCAUCAGUGGAGUACAUUUAUUAGCGUAAUAGAUCUUCUGCCUGCCUGCUUAGACAAAAACUGGUUCCUACCAUAUAUAACUACA